Messenger RNA from Penicillium arizonense, 474 nucleotides. RefSeq lists its product as uncharacterized. The coding region runs from base 1 to 474 and encodes 157 amino acids. Gene Ontology annotation, molecular function: oxidoreductase activity. Lineage: Eukaryota; Fungi; Ascomycota; Eurotiomycetes; Eurotiales; Aspergillaceae. The transcript has a single exon. The record is from RefSeq and is a predicted model, not a curated record.
AUGGCUUCUACCUCCAAUAUCAUCCCCAGUUCCGCUUCGCCAACGGCGGUCGACGUUGUGGUCGUCGGCGCGGGCCUGAGUGGACUCCGAGAAGCGUUGGCUAUCCAAGCAGUCGGGCUCUCCCGUGCGGUGGUUGAAGCCACUGAUAGAGUAGGUGGGAAGACGCCCACUCUCCAAUCUAAGAAAGUCGGCCCCGGCGUCAACGACCUCGGCGCUGCUUGGAUCAACGAUACCUCACAAUCAGAGAUGCACAAAUUGGUCCAACGAUAUAGGCUGCAGACCGUGGCACAGAUGGAUACAGGGCUUGAUGUUCAUUUGCAUGGAGAUGAAGUUGUCAUGUGUCCGCACGGCGUACUGCAGACAAUUGCCUCUGCGCAUCAGGUAGGUGAGGAAUAUAGCGGUGGAGGUCUUGAUGGCUUCGUUCCGGGAUUCAUGCAGGCAUACUGUGCAAGUUCUUUCAUCGGUUCAUUAUAG